UUCCGCUGUUCAUGCCCAAUCCGUCGUGGAAAUUCCAAAGACAAGUCAAGAGUAAAAUGUGGAAAAGGUGGAAACUGUUCCACGCUACAGACUUUCAAUCUCUGAUGUAUCCCUGUUUCACUUUCUCUCGCAUUCUUGGAAUAUUUCCGUACAAGAUCAACGCUUCGAUCUUCGAGGCAUCAAGAUCGCGUUACAUCUUAUUAACUAUCAUUACCUGCGUCAUCUGCGUUUUUCAACUGGCAAAGAUCUAUGAAAUCAAUAUAUUGACAGCCAGGGAGACGACGGUAUCCCAAAAAAUUCAGGACAACUGUUUUUCUACGUUUCUAAGUUUCACAGUAAUCGUCUCGUCCAUUUUGAGUGGUCCACAAAUGCGUUUACUACAGACCAUAUUAGAAGUCUCUUCAAAAUUGCCUCGGAAAUCUUAUGAGAAACUAUCAAAAUUGAUACACGUCAAGGAUAUUUUCGGUUUCUUCUUCUUAGUAGGCCAAUUGUUGCUGACAUUUCUAAAGUUUGCAAAACGACACAGAGAUAACAUUACUUUCACUUAUUCAACAGAAAUAAUGGAAUAUUACAUCGAUCUUCAGAUAUUUCAAAUAAAUAUGCUAUAUGUCAAUUGUGUUUGUAUAUUAAAAGCCUGUUUCAAAAGAAUCGAUGACAAUCUGACGAAUCUACGAGAGCUCAUGAUAAACGAUAAGUCGCAUGUUCCUAGAUUGAUUUAUUACCAGCAAAGAAACCUACUUCUGCUAGAAGAACUCAAGACUCUAGAAAAGCAGUAUCUGAUGGUUAGCGACACAGUGCAAAUGCUGAAUAUAAUUUUCAGUCCGCAGCUCCUCGCAACCAUCGCUAUAGCCUUCAUCGAGAUUACUUUCGAAAUAUACAUGCACAUAGUGCAGUGGAAAAACGGGCUGUCUAUCAAUCUGACUAAGCAGAUUCAUAACACAUUCUUCCUAUCUUAUAUGUUGUAUCAUGUUACAAAAAUAAUGUUAAUAGUGUGGGCCUGCGAAACCGGCAAGAAACAAGCCGCCAAAAUUAACACCACUGUUCAUGAUGUUCUUAACAGCACCAGCGACGAGCAAAUAAAAAAUGAGUUGCAUCUGUUUUCUUUGCAAAUACUGCAUCGCGACAACACAUUUUCUGCGAAAGGUCUUACUGUGGAUGCGACGUUUCUCACUGCCAUGGUGGGUACUAUUACUACGUACCUUUUAAUUCUAAUACAAUUCUUGAUCACAUCGCAUUCUUGCGACGGUAAGAUUGCAAUCAAUGUUAUACACUCGAAUUAAAAAAAAUAUUAAUAAA
Molecule: messenger RNA, 1296 nt
Organism: Temnothorax curvispinosus
Lineage: Eukaryota; Metazoa; Arthropoda; Insecta; Hymenoptera; Formicidae
Product: putative gustatory receptor 28b
Exons: 3
Coding region: 12-1280 (422 amino acids)
Biological process (GO): sensory perception of taste
Cellular component (GO): neuronal cell body; membrane; axon
Source: RefSeq, a predicted model, not a curated record